This is a messenger RNA of Juglans microcarpa x Juglans regia, 4477 nucleotides long. Its product is annotated as pentatricopeptide repeat-containing protein At1g69290-like. Lineage: Eukaryota; Viridiplantae; Streptophyta; Magnoliopsida; Fagales; Juglandaceae. The coding region runs from base 46 to 1989 and encodes 647 amino acids. The transcript is spliced from 3 exons. The record is from RefSeq and is a predicted model, not a curated record. Gene Ontology annotation, molecular function: protein binding.
AGAGUAGAUGCAUGGAGAACUCGGAACAGAGAGCCCGGUAGAGAAAUGUUGAGGAGACCACUCUCCUUUCUCCCGCGGAGACCCUUCUCCUCCACACCCGAAAUUCCAUCCCUUUACUCCUUCCUCCAACCUUCCAUCUUCGCUCUCAAGAAAACCCCAUCACCACCGCCUCCGACAUCCCCAGACCAAUCUCCGCGAGCCCUGACCCCAGAUCACAUAGCCACGCUAGAGACCACGCUCCACCAGUCCCUCCUCACCAGCAACACCGAUGAGGCGUGGAAAUCCUUCAAGACCCUCACCAGUAACACUGUCUUCCCAAGUAAGUCCCUCACCAAUUCUCUCGUCAUCCAUUUGUCCUCCCUCAACGACAUUCACAAUCUCAAGAGGGCUUUUGCCUCUGUGGUAUAUCUUAUAGAGAAGAAGCCUAAGUUGUUGGAUUUUGAAACGCUUGGGAAUCUAUUGAGUGCUAUGAAAUGUGCCAACACUGCUGCCCCUGCUUUUGCUUUGAUAAAGUGUAUGCUAAAAAAUAGGUAUUUUGUUCCCUUUGGAUUAUGGGGGAGUGCGCUUGUUGAAAUAAGUAGGAAAAAUGGUAACUUUGUCGCAUUUUUGCGGGUUUUCGAAGAAAAUUGUAGGAUUGCUUUGGAUGAGAAGUUGGAUUUUAUGAAACCUGACCUGCCGGCUUGUAAUGCGGCAUUGGAAGGGUGUUGCCGUGAACUAGAAUCAGUGAGCGAUGCGGAGAAUGUUGUUGAAACAAUGUCCAUUUUGGGUAUUAGGCCAGAUGAAUCGAGUUUUGGCUCUCUUGCCUAUUUGUAUGCACUUAAGGGGCUUGGAGAAAAGAUAAUUGAGUUGGAAGGUUUGAUGGAUGGAUUUGGUUUUUCUAACAAAAGUGCCUUUUUCAUCAAUUUGGUUAGUGGUUACAUAAAGUCUGGCAAUUUAGAAUCUGUGUCUGCAACUAUUCUGCAUUGUUGCGAAGAUUCAAAGUUUGGAGAAGAAACUUAUCGUGAAGUGGUUAAUGGAUUUCUUAAUAAUGGGAGUGUCAAGAGUUUAGCGACUUUGAUCAUUGAAGCUCAAAAGUUAGAGCCUUCGUCAGUUUUGGUUGAUAGAUCUGUGGGCUAUGGUAUUGUUAAUGCUUGUGUUAACCUUGGAUUAUCAGAUAAGGCACACAGCAUUCUUGAUGAGAUGGAUGCUCAGGGAGGAUCCGUGGGGCUUGGGGUGUAUGUUCCGAUCUUGAAGGCUUACCGCAAAGAGCAUCGAACAGCUGAAGCUACUCAACUGGUCAUGGAGAUUACCAAUUCAGGCCUUCAGUUGGAUGUAGAAACCUAUGAUUCUUUGAUUGAAGCAUCCAUGUCAAGCCAAGAUUUUCAGUCGGCUUUUUCUUUGUUUAGGGACAUGAGGGAAGCAAGAAUACCUGACCUUAAGGGUAGUUACUUAACUAUAAUGACUGGCUUAAUGGAGAAUCAUCGGCCUGAGUUGAUGGCUGCCUUCUUAGAUGAGGUUGUUGAGGAUCCUCGAAUUGAAGUGGCAACCCAUGACUGGAACUCAAUUAUUCAUGCUUUUUGUAAAGCUGGGCGAUUAGAAGAUGCAAGGAGGACUUUCAGAAGGAUGAUAUUCCUGCAGUUCGAACCAAAUGACCAGACAUAUUUGUCCCAAAUCAAUGGAUAUGUGACUACAGAGAAAUAUUUCAGCGUUUUGAUGCUGUGGAAUGAGGUUAAACGAAAAGUUUCAAAUGAUGGGCAGAAGGGGGUCAAAUUUGAUCACAAUUUGGUGGAUGCAUUCCUUUAUGCUCUGGUUAAGGGAGGUUUCUUUGAUGCAGUGAUGGAAGUUGUGGAGAAAACUCAGGAAAUGAAGAUCUUUGUAGAUAAGUGGAGGUAUAAGCAAGCAUUUAUGGAGACUCAUAAAAAGCUCAAAGUGGCAAAAUUGAGGAAGAGGAACUUUCGAAAAAUGGAAGCACUUGUUGCUUUCAAGAAUUGGGCUGGCCUUAAUGUAUGAGCUUCAACUGGGUGUGGUAUGUCAUCCAUUCUAGCUUCUGCUGACAGCUCUGGCUGCUGUGCAACCAAUUUCUUUUGAUGGAAUUUAAGGCAGAGGAACAUGAAGCCGGCUUGCUCUUUCAAAAACCGAGCUUGUUUGGAUGAUUGCAACGGAUGUUCCUGAUGCUUGUGCCGUUGACAAAGGCUGCUAUUCACAAUACAGGGAGAAAGCGCGUGGUUGGAACUAUAAAGCAGAUGAAAGAGGGAACAUCCGCAAAAUAAAAGAUCUAAUUGCUUUUUUGAAUUCACCAAGUCCUAUAUUCGUGAAACCAGCUCGAGGCCAUCCCAGCAACACAGGAUACGAUCGUGACAGUAGUUAACAAAGGGGGGUCAGAACUAGUUUAAUGAAGCGACUUGCUUGGGCAGUUUAACCGGUUGUUUGGUGUCCUAAAAUUUAUUUCAAUAAUUUUUUUGGGAAUAUGUAAACUUUUUGGUGUAACUGGAGGGAAUCAGUUAAGAGGGUAUACAGUUAACUUCAGUCUUAAUUCGGUUGGGAGUUCUAAUAGCUUGUCAGCUUCGCUGGGAAUGCAGAACAACUCAUAAACAUGUUUCGCUGGAACCCAAUACGGGAAAAUUACUUUGUCUUGUCUUACUACUGUUUGUCUCUUAUUUUUAUUUCAUUGGGUUAAAAUUUUAGUCUGAAACUCUCAUGUUUAUUUGCCCAGACGUGGCAGGAAUUGAAACCCAGUUAUUGUGAAUCUAAGCAGUUGCAUGUACAGCAUAUUUUUCAUUUGAUGGUUUCAUUAUUGAAGUGAGAUCAGUAUGGGGCUAAUUUUAACCUGCAUCAGUUGGUAGGCUUGCUUGGUAUGUGGGUAUGUUUGCAUUGGAAUUUAAAAAAAAAAAUAAGUGACGAUUUUCAUUUUCGGGAGCUCCUGAACCUUUUUCAUUUUGUAAGCUCCCGUCAGCUUUUUGUGUUCUGGGAUUUAUAAGAUUGUCCAAAACCCAUGUAGCUUAGACCCCACCAGGCAGCAAUGUCUAAACACAACUGCGAUAUUGUCAUCCUUAUAGCCCACUAUUUGGUGUCGAUUUCCCUCUUAGUCCUUUCUACCGGUGAAAAUGCAUACUGCUUUGUAGCUAGAACCCACAAAAGAUGGGGCACAACUUUUUAGGAACAGAAAAGGAAAAAGAAGACAACGUUGAAAAAUGAUCACCUCCACCGAAAAGAACUCUAGCCAUUUCUACCCAUAGCUUUUCAAUAUCAAAUACUCGAGUGGAACCCUUGAAAUACUUUGCUUCAUUUUUUAUGUUUCAAUCUCUCAAACUGUUCCCAAACCCUCACCAAUGUCACUCACCUCUAGUGCUUGGAUCUUCGUGAACAUCCUGCUCUUGCUCCCAUCAGUUUCCCCAGUCUCUGCCGCUUCCCACGCCAUCCCAAUUAAUGGUACAUGUCAUGACACAUGCGGCACUAUCACCAUAAAGUUCCCAUUCGGCACUGGUUUUGGAUGUGGGCAUCCUGACUUUGCCAGGUACAUAAAAUGCAGCUCUGGGACACUCCAGUUCUCUACUGGCACUGGCAUUUACACUAUUUCCUCCAUCGACUACCCGAGCAGCACCAUAUUUGUUACAGACCCCCUUAUGUCAACUUGUUCUUCAAUGCAAAACUCUGGGAGCUUCAGCUUAGAUAGGGCAAGCCCCUUCACUAUAACUGAAGAUGAUAUCUUUGUUUUGCUCGGUUGCUCUACAACCUCUCCUGUGUUUGAUCUUGAUGAAGAGCUUUGUGAUACUGGCUCAGGUUCUCGUAUCUGUAGAGGGCUGUAUUCUUGCAAGGGAGUGACAGGCAUUGGACUGCCACAAAAUGCGCCCAUUUCCACAUGUUGUGUUUAUGACUCUCCGAGUGGCCUUGGGUCAGGUUAUGCUUUGGACCUUCCGAAGCUCCAGUGUUCAUCAUAUACAUCAAUAUCUGGGUUUGGGGAUGAUGCUGGGGAUCCGAUGCAAUGGAAAUUUGGAAUCUCUUUGCAAUAUAAUGAUUCGUAUUCUACUGAUAAGUGUAAGGAUUGUGAAGCAAGUGGGGGUUUGUGCGGUUUUGCUGGCUUGGACCAGUCAUUUGCCUGUAUUUGUAGAAAUGGGGUGAACAGCAGCAACAACUGCCUCGGACGAGGGUUUGCUUGGAGCGGGACAGUGAGACUAAAAAUUCAAAUGGAGAUGGUUCUUGGAGGAUUUUGGUUCUUGUGGAUGUUGCUAUUGCUUUGAAGCUGUUGGGAUGCCUCAAAAACUUUUGGGAUUCAAAGUGCCAAUGAAGGGCUUAUUGGAAAAGCUUGUGAUCUCACAAUCUUGGUGAAAGCAGGGACAUAGUUUCCAUGUGGAAUUCAUACAAUCCUCAAGAAAUUGUUCCACUUUGAGCCUAGCUAUAUUGGGACUUCAAUGAUUUUAUGAACCUUUUUAAGAAGAGCAUUGAGAUAAUUUGUUAUGGAUGGCAGCUGUUAACUAUUUAAUUUAAACGUUAUAUAUUC